Meloidogyne enterolobii is the source of this 427-nucleotide messenger RNA. NCBI's taxonomy places the organism in Eukaryota, Metazoa, Nematoda, Chromadorea, Rhabditida, Meloidogynidae. The record is from the annotation of a GenBank genome assembly.
UUCAACAGUUUCAGACGGCAGAGAGGAGCAAAUAAUAGGUUGAUUAAUGGUGUUGUCAAUAGGAGGAUCGGGAGUUGAUUCAUUAUUGUUGUUGGGGCUUUCAGGAGUAAGUGGUUCGAAUAAGUUGUCGGUUGGAUCCAUUUUCUUGAUGGGAGGUUGUUUAGGUAAAAGGCUUAGGUGUUUGAGAAUAGGGAUAAUUUCUUUAUCGGUUAGAGGGGCUCGGGUAUGUCUGGGCAUGUAUCUAAAUUAAAGUAAUUAAAGCGAUGAGGAAGGUCGGUCUAAGAUGCUCGAAGGCGGAUGGGAGUGAGAGGGAUUGCUGGGAAGUUCGAUAUUUGUUGGAAGGGAGGCAGUAGUUGAGCGGUUAAAUAAGCGCUUUCGAUUAGACCACAGAUUAGUUAGGAGAAUUAGGAGGAGGAGAAAGGUAGUA